CAGACAGACAGACAGACAGACAGACAGACAGACAGACAGACAGACAGACAGACAGACAGACAGACAAAUAGAAGUGGGCAGGCAGAUGCUGCCUUUAUCUGCAGAAGGCCAGUGCUCCUACAGCUAGCGGUGGGGGGGGGGGGGGGGGUGGGGGGUGAGGACGAAGAAGAGUUCACUUGAAAGGAGCAAGACAAGAUCUGUAAAAAGGACAUCUGGGAGCUUUUCAGGCUAAUCCACUGACACCCCCACCCCCCAUGCACACACACACGCGCGCACACAAACACACACCCACACUCCCGACAGUAUCCCCCUCACUGUAUCAAAUCCUCCCCCCUUCCUCUCACUCCUUCUCUCUCGAUCUCUGAAGCCUUGUACCUCGUCCCACUUUCCCCUGUGAGUGUUUAGCAUGACAAUCCAUCACCCCAAACCACCCCACCCCACCCCACUCCCCUCCAAGUACAGAGUGCAGGACAAUGCCUGUAGCUGGAGUUUGAUGUCCUUUAAGCCAUUGAGGAGUCCCUGUGGCCAUUCCAAGCCCCCUCUCUCUCCUGGGCAAGCGAGCACAGAAUGGGCUGCAGAGUCCCUAGUUUAGGUGGUGAGAAAAAGUGCGUUUGAAGAUGAAUGUCUACAGGUAGGUCCAAUGAGAAGGCAUAGUAAGAUCGGAACAUACUGUGGAUUACGUAGAAUAUGAAGAUUAAUCAGGCGAUAUUUGUUAUGACAUGAACGGUGAUGACGCAGCUGGCUACACAUUUCAAACCAUUUUAUGACUAACUGCGUUUUCAGAUUACGCCUGUCAAACAGCUAUCCCGUCUGGAUUUCAGUGAAACUUUGACUGUUUGAUUCAGAGGAGGAGGUGUGUGUGUGGGGGGUGGCGAAAUCAAAGGGAUGAGACUUAUUGUUCGCGUCUGAAAAGAAGCUAAUGGUCGACCAUCGCAACUCGGGGUCUGAAAGCUGCGGGGUGCGCCGGGGGCAAGCCGUACAAUGACACCCCCACGCCCUUCCUGCAGCGCGUCUUCCUGCCACAAUCUGUAGCCAACGACUCGCUCUGGGGGUGCGCAUCUGUAUCGGUACGACGGCCAUCCACGCCUUUGAAUAGGCACCGAUCAAGGGUGAAUGGUGGAAGGUCACCUGAAUGCCUGGAACCAUUUUAUUUAUUUCCUUUGCGUUGUCUCAAAUUUGUAUAGGCUAAAACAUGGCAUUUGAUUUGGGCGCAUGCUACGUAUUUUCCACUGCAGCCUACAUGCCUUAAACUAAAAAGUUACCAGUUCACUUCCAGGGAGAUAGAUAAAACCUAAACAAUGUAGGAUAUUAUUGCUCAAUAAAAUCUAACAUUUUAAUCGAGUCAAUCCAACAAAAUAUUCCAAGGAUAUAAUCGGCUUUUACAAUUUAAAUGCAAAAAUAUUUUAGCAACACAUAUAAGCUACUCUGUGCUAGGCAAUAUGAAUGUAAUGUUAGGCUAUGUUUUGGUUUUCUUAACGUUCCCAAUUGUGUAGGCUAAUGUUAGUCCUAAAUCUCGAAUGCAUGGCUAUAGGCCUAUCCUUUACCCAGACUUAAAUAACAUCACAUUUUAAUAUCAAGGACAAGUCGUUAAAAGUGAAUAAUUUACAAAGUAAGCAUAGGCUAAUGAUUCACGUAUGGGGUGCCUACAUAUGUAUUUUCAACAACAGCCUUUUCAGGUUUGUGAGAGCAACUCCAACCCUUCACAAUGUAAACAUGCACCUAAAUGAUAUAUUUUGUGAUCAUUUUCCAUCAGAAUUAACACUUUAUAGCCUACUCUCUGUUGGGCUUGGUUAUUUUAAUUUGAGAGUGUGAACUGCAAAUCUAUUAAUUAAACAUUGUAAACAAUGUCUACGGUGACCUGAAACUCCUUUACCAGGAGCCAAUAGGCAGCAUAGUACACGCCCCAAAUUUUCUUACGUGCUACGUUGGAAUAGAAAAAACACCAAGUUCAUUCACAAAUUCACUAUCAGCUGUACGUAAUUAGCUGUGUGGCCAAUAGGAGAGGAGACAAUUAACAUUCCGUCCUCCAGCACGAGCAUCGACUGAUUAGGAAAACCUGUGGAUCCGGGGCCUGGAGUCCAAAGAAGAGCAUUUGAUCUUGAAGGUGAGGUUGACUAAGUGGUGGUGAACUCUAAUAGUUGAAUUUACUUGGAUUUAUGCAGAGGAUUGUCUUGAUAACAGAGUAACGACCUACCCGUAAGGGGUUGUUUUUCACGCCUCCACGAAUUGCUCGGAGUGGUUCAUUUUGGCUAACUAGCUUUUUGAUAUCACUAGGUUGCUCAAGAGUUCCAACAUUUUCCGGAACUUUGCCAUGGACGAUUAGACGGUCGCCAGCAGACGCAGUCGGGAUUACUAUCAAUUUGUGCAACUUUAAGCAACCGUGACCAUGUCUGACCGAUCCCAGACCUCCAACUCUGAGUGCAACAGCAGACCUUACGACUUCAGCCGGGCUACUAUGUACUCACAGGCCUUGGCUCAAGAAGGAUUGGGCGGCUCGUCGCUCCAGAUACCACACGGUGUGCUGCAAGACCCGGCUCUCAUCUUCAACAAAGCGGCAUAUAACGGAAUUACCCAGGCCGCCGCUCAAAGUUUUUUCCCGUUCCCUCCCGUCGGUGGUGACUACAGGGCCUCCGACUCUCAGGCUGGGGACUUUGGACAACCCAAACACUGGUAUCCCUUCGCUGCUUCCGAGUACACAGGGCAAAUACCAGGGGUAGCUGCGGUCACACAACCAACCAACCACAGUCCACCUAUUGCCGAAACCAGGGAGCAGAUCAAGAUGCCCGAGAUAAAGACAGAAAAGGAGGUGAAUGACGAGUAUUCGACCGAUAUAAAGAUUCAACAGUAUCAAACCCCACCGACUUCCGCCAUGACUCACGGGAUGUAUUAUUCGGCACCAUGGAACCCGUCUUUCUGGCCUGGUUUUACUCAUAUGACGGCCGCCAGCACCAGUAGUCAAAAUGCCACCACAUCAUCUGCUUCGUCCCCAUCACUUUCGCCAUCUCCCCCAAGCAAUGGACUGCCCGUGAACGCGUUCUUCAGCGGGAGUGCAAGCCAGACAGUCCCGGCAACACCGACUCAGAACUCCAACUCAACUCGUAGCAGCGGUUCUUCCAGCGGCGGCUGCAGCGACUCAGAAGAAGAGGAAAACCUCUCCACUGAAGAGUUGGAGCUGUUUGCCAAGGAAUUGAAACACAAGCGUAUAACAUUAGGGUUCACACAAGCAGAUGUGGGCUUGGCCCUGGGAAAUCUUUAUGGCAAGAUGUUCAGCCAGACAACCAUUUGUCGUUUUGAAGCCCUCCAGCUCAGCUUCAAGAACAUGUGUAAACUGAAGCCCCUGCUCCAGAGGUGGCUCAACGAGGCUGAGACCUCCGACAACCCACAAGAUAUGUACAAGAUCGAGCGGGUGUUUGUAGACACCCGGAAGAGAAAGAGGAGGACCAGCCUGGAGGGGACUGUGCGCUCUGCACUGGAGUCCUACUUCAUCAAGUGUCCAAAACCCAACACCCAGGAGAUCACGCACAUAUCCGACGACCUGGGUCUAGAGAGAGACGUGGUGCGCGUGUGGUUCUGCAACCGCCGCCAAAAGGGGAAGAGGCUGGCUCUUCCCUUCGACGAGGAGUGCGAAGGACAGUAUUACGAGCAGAGCCCUCCCCCGCCACCGCACAUGGUGCCCUCUCCUAUGCCCGGCCAGGGAUACCAUCCCAACCCCCAUCACGGAGCCCCUGCCCUCUACAUGGCCCCUCUUCACCGACCCGACGUCUUCAAGCAGGCCCUGCACCCUGGGUUGGUGGGCCACCUGACCAGCUAAAUCUGCCUUUUAGUCCUCUGCUGUGCCCCUCCCCUCAACCCCCCCCUCCCCCCCAGCCAGGUCACCUGUAUUUCACCUGAAGUGGCUACCUUUCACUCCUCAAGCUGAUCUGUGCCUUAUACCACCUCCACAAGGUGUGGGGUUUAAGAAAUGACAAACAUAAAGGGUUGUAAUGGACAACAUCCUCUUGUUUUGGAGACAGCAAUGAAAUGGUGAUUGUUGUAAUCGUUAGAAAAGCGCCAUCUGACAUUUUCCCGGUGGCGUCGCCCAUGUUGAAGCCGUCCACAGCUCGGCCCAAUGUUUAAACAGUGACUGGAAACCCCCAGGGGAGCUUCUUGAGACUGGGAGGGAGGAGGUAUGCUGGGGGGGAGGGGCAUUGGAUUGAUGAAACGAUGCUUUUGCACAAAGUUGUGGUUUUAUGGAGUCCAAAGUUCUCCAUUUUUAAAAGCUAAAGUUUGUAUUUUUCUUAUUUUAAUCAAAUGUUUUUGUCUUGCCUUAUGAAUGCAGUCCCUGCUAAUGUAAUGCAGGUUGUGGAAAUUGUUUACAGUUCAGAUGGAACCCCUCUCCUACCUUUUUAACAAGGUUGGGGUACUUGGUACAAAAGUCAGAUUUUAUCCUAGCUUCUUACAUUUUCUAUAUUGGGCACAUUAUUUUUAACAGAUUUUAUUUUGAAUGUAGAAAUGUGGGUGCUUAUGAGAUGAGUGAAAACUACAGGAACAUGUCUGCAUUGGUUUGGGGGCAUUGAGUACUGCCCCCCCCCCCCUCCCAGCAAUCAGACCAGUUUUCCUGCUUUGUCUCUGGUCCAGUGUUACUUGUUCUGUGAACUUGUGGGGUACAGCUUUUUUUUUUUUGCGUGAUUUGCUGCUCUUUCCAAACCGUCCAUAAAUGUUUGACUUUAGUUAGUUCUGUGCAGUUGUACAUGUGACUCGGGGUCAGGAAAUGUCCUUAUCUAUGCUGGUGAGCCUUAUCCCUGUUCGCUAACAGCACACAUGUAUGAAAUAAUAUUCUGAUAAUUUAUUGACAUGACACAAUCUGAAGGGAAUUAAUGUUACCUGUAACUCUGCACCUAGCAAUUAAAUUCUUAUUUCCAUUCAAACCUGGUGUCAUAUUGUUCUUGCAUCACUCUUUAGUUUCUCCUUCCACACUGCUACAGCUCAUGUCAGCCUACAUGCAUGCUUCAGAAGAUGAGGAGAACGUAACAUGCUGCUUAUGACUUUUGGAUUAUUUAAAUUUAUGGGACGGUUGAACUCAAAUUAUAUUAGAAAAUCCGAAAGUAUUUGGUU
This is a messenger RNA of Hypomesus transpacificus, 5094 nucleotides long. It is a transcript of the gene pou5f3, whose product is annotated as POU domain, class 5, transcription factor 3. Bases 2387 to 3811 code for a protein of 474 amino acids. Gene Ontology annotation, molecular function: RNA polymerase II cis-regulatory region sequence-specific DNA binding; DNA-binding transcription factor activity, RNA polymerase II-specific. Gene Ontology annotation, biological process: regulation of transcription by RNA polymerase II. The transcript is spliced from 5 exons. NCBI's taxonomy places the organism in Eukaryota, Metazoa, Chordata, Actinopteri, Osmeriformes, Osmeridae. The record is from RefSeq and is a predicted model, not a curated record.